This is a messenger RNA of Naegleria fowleri, 2454 nucleotides long. RefSeq lists its product as uncharacterized. The record is from RefSeq and is a predicted model, not a curated record. Lineage: Eukaryota; Heterolobosea; Eutetramitea; Acrasida; Naegleriidae. The coding region runs from base 1 to 2454 and encodes 817 amino acids. The transcript has a single exon.
AUGUCGUCGGAAAAAAGGUCUCCCAGUAGUCCCGAAUUGAGACUCGGACGAUUGAAUGGUGAUGGUCAUCAUCCACCAAGCCCUCCAAUUUUAAUUCAAAGUGAUGACAAUCAAUCAAGUACGAGUGGUAGGAGUUGUAGUAGUACUAGUGAUGAUGAUGAUGAACAAUUCAUAUCAUCCAUUCAUCAUGAUGAUACAACACGUGAGGAUCCACCUUCUCCGAUUUUAGGAAUUUCCAACAGAAAUUAUACAAUUCGCAAUUCAAACCAUCAUCACAAAUUGAAAACAUCAACUCCAUCGGAAGUAACAAAUCAUUUACAUGACUCUUCACAGCAACUGACAUUAACCAAUCACAUCAUUUACAAUACCAAUCUCAUUCAAAACAAAUGGAGUAAAUUAAUGACUCCCUUCGAUAUUCAACUCACUCAACAUUUUGAUAUGAAACGAUCAUUCAUAUCCAAUGCAAACAAAUUGCAUGACCAUCAAAAGAAUUUUAAAAUUGAUCAUGGAUCAAAGAGGAAUGAAAGUGAAGAUGAUGAAUCAUCAUCAUUGGCAGAUAGUCCCUCUAAAUAUCUUGAACAAAUUCAAUUCUCACAAAUACCAGCUUCAUUAAUGAUACCAUCGAAUAGAAGUGAUAAAAAUAGUAGUCAUAGUAAUAGUAGUUCUGGAACUAGUCAUGGUAAUAGUAGUAUUCACAAAGUCAUCUCUAAGAAACCUAAUUCAUCAUCAUCAUCACUACUACCUUAUGAAAAGAACAAGUCACACAAUCUUGACCUAAUGUCAAAUUCUAAAAAGAAUUCCUCCACUCUCAUUUCAAAAGAUUUCUCAUUUCAAACACCACCACCAUCUCUAUCACAAUAUCAUGCAUCAUCUUCUCCACCUUGCUCUCUUUCUACUAAUCAUUCCACUCCAAGUAAUAGCAGUACUUGUUCUCACAAUGAAAUGUUAAACACUUCUUUAUUAGGAGAUGAUUUAUUAUUAGAUGAUAUUAAAAUCUAUGAAGAAUCAUCCAAACUUGAACAAUAUUCUCCAAGUAAUAAUAGUAGCAAUAACAGUAGUGCCAUGACAUCAUCAUCCCAUCCCUUCAAUAGUAGUAGUAGUACUAAUACAACAACUACUACUAUUACCACCAAUAGUCAUAAUAAUACAUCCACCACCACUGGUGUUGUUGUUCUCAAACCACCACCACCACCACCACCACCACCACCACACUCUGACAGUGCUAGCAAAAAGAAGAAGAAGAAGAAAUCAUCACCCAAUACAACCAAUGCAACCACUGCAACCACUGCAACAUUGGCACCCAAACAAGUGGUGAAAAUACGAAAUAAUGCCGAACGAAAAGAAUUUGAACGAUCAAAAAACAAAUUUGAAAAUUGGUUAAAAUUUUCAUCACCUGAUAAGAUAAAUGUUGUUAAUUAUGAGAAGAGAACAACACUUCGAGAAGGGCAUUCCAGUGAUAUCAAAAAUGAAACAACUACUACUCACUCUUCAUCAUCACAAGAAUCACCCAAUGAUAAAAAGAGAAAAAAGACAACAACAACAACUUUGAUUCUUAAAAGAAAGAAACCCAAUAGUAUCAAGACAGAUUUAGAGAAAACAUUGGACCAUUCCACAACAUCAUCCAAUAAUAAUGAUACAAAUAAUAAUAAUAAUAACAAUGAUAAUAAUCAAAAUAGUGAUCCUACUAAUAACAAUGAUACUCAUAAUAGUGAUCCUAACAAUGCUACUAAUUAUGGUGAUCCUAACAAUAAUAGAUCAUCAUUCUAUGAAUUGUACUUUUCAUCAGCUGCUGAUGGUCUAUGUUUCACAUUGGGUGAAGAAUGUAAAAGUUGUCAUGAAUGGUUAGAAAAACAUCAUAUUGAAUCAAAUACGAACGAAUAUUCUGGUUACAUGACAUGCAUUCAUUGUCAAUCCAACAAAUUUAAACCAUCUUUAACGAUACAAGAUGAUUCUACUAAUACAAUCAUUCGAAUUGUUUCCUUUGUACCAAAAAACAAAUUAUUGGAAUUGUUAAACAAGAUUCAACAUGUGAAUUCACAAAUACUCUAUGAAAAUCAUGAAGAAUUAUUUUGGAAUGUACUUUAUCAUUAUGGAAGUAUUAAGGAAUGUUUGGAUGAAUUGCAAAAUUCUCAAUUCAAAACUAACCUUGUUGGUCACAAUAACAACAACACUCUUAUGAUGAUGAACAAUAUUGGUCCUAAUGAAAAUAUGAAUCAUUUGAAUCAUCAUCAUACGAUUACUACAUCAAAAGCCAAUAAUGAAAAUACUUUCACUCGUAACAAGACUGAUCACACUACCACCACCACCACCACUACUAAUACCACCACUAUUGUCUCUACUACUACCACAAAAAGUAUAAAAAAAGAAAAAUCCAAGAAAAAAGAAACGACACAAACCAAGAAAAAUACCAAAAAACAACUUUCACAAAAAAGUCUAUUUGAUUUUAUGAAAUAA